AUGGGGUCAUAUGUUGAUAAUGUGCUUUGUGAUGUUGUUCCUAUGGAUGCAUGUCAAUUAUUGUUGGGUAGAUCUUGGAUGUUUGACAGGGAGGUGUUGUACCUUGGGAAACAAAAUGUUUAUUCUCUUUUGUUUAACAAGAAAAAAAUAAUUUUAGAACCUUUGACCAGAGAACAAAUACACAAACUCCAUAAAAAGCCCAAAAAAGAGAAUAUGUUUGCCACUGAAGGUGAAGUUUUGAGGGAAAUUAGAGAUGGCAGUAAGUUGUAUAUUAUCUUAAUGAAAGAGGUGGAGUCAAAAGAAGGGGAGAACACCUCAAAUCCCUUCUUAAAACCUUUAUUAGAAGAGUAUAAGGAUGUGUUUCCUAUUGAUUUACCUCCUGACUUACCUCCAUUACGUGGGAUUGAACAUCAAAUUGACCUUAUUCUUGGUUCUCAACUUCCUAACAAACCAACCUAUAUGUGCAAUCCCGAGGAGACUAAAGAAUUACAAAGACAAAUUGAAGAGUUGAUGGGGAGAGGUUAUGUGUGA
Chenopodium quinoa (quinoa) is the source of this 531-nucleotide messenger RNA. RefSeq lists its product as uncharacterized. The record is from RefSeq and is a predicted model, not a curated record. Lineage: Eukaryota; Viridiplantae; Streptophyta; Magnoliopsida; Caryophyllales; Amaranthaceae. The transcript has a single exon. Bases 1 to 531 code for a protein of 176 amino acids.